UCGGGCGCCCCGAUAUCAAUCGCAGGGUCGAAGUCCCCCACCCACUCCGAAGCCGCCUGGAACCUCUUCGCCACUCUGUUCCGUCCAGCAACGAGCUGACCGACCAAACCGAGUUCCUGUCCGUCACGAUGGCAAGGGCCGAAGAUAUAGAGGCCUUCAUAGGCAUCACUGGCGCCAGCCACACGGCUGCCGAACACAUGCUUGAGCUCUGCGGCUCCCAGUUGGAGCAAGCGGUUCAACUCUGGUUCGCCGACGAAGACCUGCAACGGUCACUGAGCGACGCCGGCCCCUCGACUGCCACCGCAGCGUCGACCAGCCGCUCCAGCAGACCGACCCGCCCGCAAAUCGGCCGUCAAGACUCGCAGGGUGUUAUUCACAUCGACUCAGACGACGACGACGUGCCUAUGACCGAGGACGAGGGGGACGAUGCUGAUGAGGUUGCUAAUAUUGCCAGGAAGGCCCAAGAGGAGGAGGACGCCGCCAUGGCAAAGAGGCUACAGGAGGAGCUGUAUAGUGGCGCGGCAGCAGGUGAAGGCAGUGUCCGAGCUCCGAUGGCGCGCACAACCGAGACGCUGGUCGGCCCGAGCUAUGGUGCCGACGACGAUGAUGGGCAUGCUGUCGUGUUAGAGCAACUACGUAGGAGACAGCAGGCUAGAGCUCGCCCGCCCAAUAACCCUUUCGCCCAGUCCGUCUGGGAGGAGAACGUCCCAUCGUCACGCGCUUCGUCGCAGGGGACCGGGACGGCAGGGCGCAGCCACGCAUCCCGGCUGGCAGAGCUGUUCCGCCCGCCAUACGAGUUGAUGGCGCACCUUAGCUGGGAUGCGGCCCGCGAAGAGGGCAAAGACAACAAGAAAUGGAUCCUGGUCAACCUCCAGGACAUGUCGGACUUCAACUGCCAGGCCCUGAACCGCGAUAUUUGGAAGGACGAGGCUGUCAAAGCUCUGGUCAGGGAGAACUUCAUCUUCCUCCAAUACGACAAGGACGACUUUGCUGCAGAGCAAUACAUCACCUUCUACUUCCCCAACGAGGGCCACCUGAACCCGAACAACUACCCUCAUGUCUCGAUUAUCGAUCCGCGAACUGGCGAGCAGGUCAAGGUCUGGAGUGGGACCCCCUUCCCGAAGGCGCUCGAAUUUCACGCGCAGCUUGCCGAGUUCCUGGACCGGUACAGCCUGUCCGCCAACAGCAAGAAUCCGGUCUCCAAGAUCAAGCGGCCCGAGCGGAUGGUGGAUGUAGAUCGGAUGACGGAGGAGGAAAUGCUCGAGAUGGCGCUGCAGAACAGCCUCGACGCGAACGGAGGCCCGAGCCGGCCAAGCAUCGCAGACCCGGACGAGCUCACCAGAUCGACGGGCUCCGUGGCAGAGGAAAACGGCAAAGAACCCGCCGAAGCCGAGCCCGCAGCAUCAGCGGCGCAACAGUCCGUCUUCGCCAGAAUACCUUCGGACAGGCCACAUGUCGAGCCGCCGGCGGACCCGCAGACCACGACCAGGCUGCAGGUCCGGAAUCCGCCUGGGCGCAUCAUCCGCCGCUUCCGCUUGGACGACCGUGUUUCGCGGAUCUACGAGUGGCUCAAGGCGGAGCCGCUGCCCGGCAAGGAGGGCGUCGAGUUCGAGCUCAAGUCGAUGCCGCAGGGCACGGACCUGAUCGAGCAUCUAGAUGAGACUAUCCAAGAGGCCGGGCUUGCCAAUGGGACGGUCAUGCUCGAGUUCAUCGAGGAGUAGGGGCAUUUCAUCAGCUUUCCAACAAGCUUGACCCCACUCUGGGCUCGAUCUUUCUUUUUUCGCUUUCCACAUCGUGGCCGCUUUUCUCCUCUUUGGCUUGGGCAUGGAUGGCAGGGAUGGUAUUACCCCACUAGAAGGGCGCAGUCAGACGUGAGCAUGGGAGGUUAGACUGCCCUUUGACCACGAUGCGGUGGCUUUUCUUU
Messenger RNA from Thermothielavioides terrestris NRRL 8126, 1924 nucleotides. RefSeq lists its product as uncharacterized. The record is from RefSeq and is a predicted model, not a curated record. Gene Ontology annotation, cellular component: nucleus. The transcript has 2 exons. Gene Ontology annotation, biological process: proteasome-mediated ubiquitin-dependent protein catabolic process. The coding region runs from base 129 to 1721 and encodes 530 amino acids. Gene Ontology annotation, molecular function: ubiquitin binding. NCBI's taxonomy places the organism in Eukaryota, Fungi, Ascomycota, Sordariomycetes, Sordariales, Chaetomiaceae.